Acomys russatus (golden spiny mouse) is the source of this 1024-nucleotide messenger RNA. RefSeq names its product phosphoglycerate mutase 1 (gene Pgam1). The coding region runs from base 69 to 833 and encodes 254 amino acids. The transcript has 4 exons. The record is from RefSeq and is a predicted model, not a curated record. Lineage: Eukaryota; Metazoa; Chordata; Mammalia; Rodentia; Muridae. Gene Ontology annotation, molecular function: intramolecular phosphotransferase activity. Gene Ontology annotation, biological process: glycolytic process.
CGGGGGGGGCGGGCUGCAAGCGGAAUCUCAGCGAUCCUCAGUUCCUACCGCAUCGCCUGCCUGUCGCCAUGGCUGCCUACAAGCUGGUGCUGAUCCGGCAUGGCGAGAGCGCCUGGAACCUGGAGAACCGCUUCAGCGGCUGGUACGACGCCGACCUGAGCCCGGCGGGCCACGAGGAGGCGAAGCGCGGAGGACAGGCGUUGCGAGAUGCUGGCUAUGAAUUUGACAUCUGCUUCACCUCCGUGCAGAAGAGAGCAAUCAGAACCCUCUGGACAGUCCUGGAUGCCAUUGACCAGAUGUGGCUGCCAGUGGUCAGGACCUGGCGCCUCAAUGAGCGACACUACGGGGGUCUGACUGGUCUGAACAAAGCAGAAACUGCCGCCAAGCACGGCGAGGCACAGGUGAAGAUCUGGAGGCGAUCUUACGACGUCCCACCGCCCCCGAUGGAGCCGGGUCACCCCUUCUACAGCAAUAUCAGCAAGGAUCGCAGGUAUGCAGACCUUACUGAGGACCAGCUACCUUCCUGUGAGAGCCUGAAGGACACUAUUGCCAGAGCACUUCCCUUCUGGAAUGAAGAAAUUGUCCCCCAGAUCAAGGAGGGGAAAAGGGUCUUGAUUGCUGCCCACGGCAACAGCCUUCGGGGCAUCGUCAAGCAUCUGGAGGGUCUCUCGGAAGAGGCCAUCAUGGAGCUGAACCUGCCGACCGGCAUCCCCAUCGUCUAUGAGCUGGACAAGAACCUGAAGCCCGUCAAGCCCAUGCAGUUCCUGGGAGACGAGGAGACCGUGCGCAAAGCCAUGGAAGCUGUGGCCGCUCAGGGCAAGGUCAAGAAGUGAGGAUGAGCAGGCAGACUCCUCCCCCACGAGCACCCUCCCUGCCUGCUCCUGCCCCCUGCACCUUCCCCAACACCUGUUGUACUGACUACGUCUUUAGGAUCUUAAGUUUAACUUGUAAUUGCAGAUGGGACCCGUGGCUCCCAUUUUCAUUUUAGUAUUUUAUCCCCCGCACCCACUCCCUCCAUAGAAUC